This is a messenger RNA of Pyricularia pennisetigena, 930 nucleotides long. RefSeq lists its product as uncharacterized. The transcript has a single exon. Bases 1 to 930 code for a protein of 309 amino acids. The record is from RefSeq and is a predicted model, not a curated record. Gene Ontology annotation, molecular function: 3'-5'-RNA exonuclease activity. Lineage: Eukaryota; Fungi; Ascomycota; Sordariomycetes; Magnaporthales; Pyriculariaceae.
AUGCUUCCCACAAACCUCAUCGCUCUGCUUGUGGCCGCCGGCUCGGUCGUCGAUGCCGGGGCGCUGAUCCCCCGUCAGGCCAAGAACCUUACCCUGCGCAUCACGUCCUUCAACAUUCGGUUCGACGCCGACGCCAGCAAGCGUGAGAAGCAGGAGAAGGCCUGGAGUGAGCGCGGCCCCGUGUUGAUCAAGACCAUGACCGACAUCGCGGCCAAGCCGGCCACCGCCGGCUCGGCCUCCGUGUUUGGGCUGCAGGAGGUGCUCAGCAACCAGCUGAACGACAUCAAGAAGGGCCUGGGCUCGGGAUGGGACCACAUUGGCGUGGCGCGCGAGGACGGCAAGUCCAAGGGCGAGUUCAGUCCCAUCAUCUACAACACAAAGGACCUCAAGGUGGUGACGAGCGCGACCAAGUGGCUCACCGAGACGCCCGACAAGCCCAGCAAGGCGUCGGGCGCCGGCAGCAGCCGCAUCGUGACGCUGGCCGUGUUCGAGCACAUCGCGACCAAGACUCGCUUCCUGCACGCCAACACGCACCUCGACAACGUGUCGCCCGAGGCCCGCAUCGCCGGCAUCAAGGUCGCCGUCGCACAGAUGCAGGAAAUGUCCAAGGCCCAGGGCGGAAAGCUGCCCGUGUCGCUGACCGGAGACUUCAACGCCGUGGCCGGCGGCGACGCCCCCAAGGCCCUGGCCGACAUGAACUACCUCAAGGACGUGCACGACGUCGCGACGGCGGCGCAGCGCAGCGGAGAGGAACUCACCUACACCGCGUUCGAGCAGGGCAAGGGCCGCGGCAGGAUCGACUUUGUGUGGAUCGGUCCCAACUCCGACUCGCCUUACACGGUGCAGAAGUACGAGGUCCGCGCCAACUUUGUCGACAACCUCUUCAUGAGCGACCACCGGGCUGUGGUUGCGGACAUCGCAAUGAAAUGA